This is a messenger RNA of Diversispora eburnea, 741 nucleotides long. Lineage: Eukaryota; Fungi; Glomeromycota; Glomeromycetes; Diversisporales; Diversisporaceae. The record is from the annotation of a GenBank genome assembly.
AUGGCCCCUGAAUUGCCUUUUAAAAUCUUACGAUUUAAACCUCAAACAGGAGAACAAAAAAAAAAGUCCGCAAUUAUAGUAUUACAAGAAUGGUGGGGAAUUAAUGAACAAAUCAAGAAACAUGCUCAACGUAUUGCUGAUAAUGUAAAGAUCAUGACAGUCGUUCCGGAUUUGUAUAAAGGAAAACUUGGAUUGUCAUCAGAAGAGGCUAGUCACUUGAUGAAUAAUUUGGAUUGGAAAAAAGCAUCAAUUGAAUUAGAAAAUUUAAAUGAUUUUUUAAAAAAAGAAAAUUCUUAUGAAAAAAUUGGAUCGAUUGGAUUUUGUAUGGGAGGAGCGAUGAGUUUAACUUUGGCAUCUCAUCUCGUCUCCAAAAAUGAUCCAUUAAAUGCUGUCAUCACAUGUUACGGGAUUCCUUCAAAUUCACUUGUGGAUAUAUCAAAUAUUGCGAUUAAAACACCAGUUCAAGGACAUUUUGGUAAAGAAGACAAAUUAACUGGAUUUAGUGAUCCUAAUGCAGCCAAUUCAUUUGAAAGAAGAUUAAGAGAAGGGGUCGAAAGAUUUGAUGUUAUGAAUUAUGAUAUUCAAAUUUAUCGAUAUGAUAAUGAAGGUCACGCAUUUUUAAAUGAUGAAGAAUGGUCACUUAAUAAACGUAAAGAAUUGGGAUAUGCGGGUGGUGAAAAUCAAGAGGUUAAAGAUUUAGCAUGGAAAAGAAUUUACGAAUUCUUUAAUAAAUAUUUAUAA